Messenger RNA from Hordeum vulgare subsp. vulgare (domesticated barley), 1332 nucleotides. Its product is annotated as probable dolichyl-diphosphooligosaccharide--protein glycosyltransferase subunit 3. Lineage: Eukaryota; Viridiplantae; Streptophyta; Magnoliopsida; Poales; Poaceae. Gene Ontology annotation, cellular component: oligosaccharyltransferase complex. The transcript is spliced from 2 exons. The record is from RefSeq and is a predicted model, not a curated record. Bases 81 to 1085 code for a protein of 334 amino acids.
CAUACUUUUCCCCUGUUUGCUCCGUCACUGCUCAGUUUUCCCCGUCCGUCUCCUCCCCAGAUCUACAUCCACCCAUCGCCAUGGCGAUCUCCCCCCACCUCCUCCUCCCGCUCCUCCUCGCGGCGGCUGCCGCCUCCGCCUUCGCCGGCGCCAACGACCUGGUCGGCGAGCUCCAGUCCCUCCGCUCCCGCUCCCCCUCGGGGGUGGUCCACCUCACCGACACCUCCGUCACCCGCUUCCUCUCGUCGGCCUCGCGCCCCUACUCCGUCCUUGUCUUCUUCGACGCCACCUCGCUCCACUCCAAGACCGACCUCCACCUCCCCCAGCUCCGCCGCGAGUUCGCGCUCCUCUCCGCCUCCUUCCACGCCAACAACCCCGACUCCUCCGACCUCUUCUUCGCCGACAUCGAGUUCUCCGAGUCGCAGCACUCCUUCUCCCAGUUCGGCGUCAACUCCCUCCCCCAUGUCCGCCUCAUCCGCCCGGAGCAUUCCCGCCUCGCCGACUCCGAGCAGAUGGACCAGUCCCACUUCUCCCGCCUCGCCGAUUCCAUGGUCGAGUUCGUGGAGGCCCGCACCGGCCUCGAGGUCGGCCCCAUCGUCCGCCCUCCCCUCGUCUCCCGUAACCAGAUGAUCCUGCUCGCCCUCUUGUUUCUCAUCUCCAUCCCAUUCGGGAUCAAGAGGAUCAUGGAAGGGGACACCCUGCUUCAUGACCGCAAGCUUUGGAUGGCCGGGGCGCUCUUCGUCUAUUUCUUCAGCGUGUCAGGGGGCAUGUACGGGAUCAUCAGGCAUACGCCCAUGUUCAUCACGGACCGAGAAGAUCCAAACAAGCUCGUAUUCUUCUACCAUGGUUCAGGGAUGCAGCUCGGCGCGGAGGGGUUUGCGGUUGGUUUCUUGUACACCCUCGUGGGCCUGAUGAUAGCUGUGGUCACACACUUGCUGGUGAAGGUGGAGAGCCUGCAGACACAGCGAUUUGCAAUGCUGGCAGUCAUGGCGAUCGGGUGGUGGGCAGUCAGGAAGGUGGUUUACCUGGAUAACUGGAAGACUGGGUAUAGCAUUCAUACCUUCUGGCCGAGUAGCUGGAGGUAAAUGUUGUCCCAACAGGCCAUCGAUGCUUCUUUCCUUUGUUGCAGAGGACGUGGAGUCAUCCAUCCAGAUCGACCAUACUGAGAUAGAGCAUCAUUUUGGUUGUAACUUCGUACUACCAAGUUUAGCAUUUCAAUUCUCUGGUGCUUUAUUGUGGAAUAUAGAGAACCGAGUCAUUUUAUACCGAGGAUUUUAACUCGCAGUAUUACUUGAACAAUGGUAAAUCCUAGCUGAUAUCUCUUCUCAGGCA